Molecule: messenger RNA, 963 nt
Organism: Prunus armeniaca (apricot)
Lineage: Eukaryota; Viridiplantae; Streptophyta; Magnoliopsida; Rosales; Rosaceae
Source: the annotation of a GenBank genome assembly
AUGGAUUCGAGUCGAAGAGCUGUGGAGUCGUACUGGAGGUCUCGAAUGAUCGAUGCGGCCACUUCGGACGAAGACAAGGUCGCGCCGGUUUACAAAUUGGAAGAGAUUUGUCAGCUUUUGAGAUCCUCACAUGUCAGUAUUGUCAAGGAGGUUUCUGAGUUUGUCUUCAAGCGUCUGGAGAAUAAAAGUCCAAUUGUUAAACAGAAGGCUCUGAGGUUAAUAAAAUAUUCUGUGGGAAAGUCUGGUGUGGAGUUCAGGAGGGAAAUGCAACGAAAUUCAGUGGCAGUGCGCCAGUUAUUUCACUAUAAGGGACAGCCGGAUCCUUUGAAAGGAGAUGCCCUUAAUAAGGCUGUGCGGGACACUGCUCAAGAGGCUAUUGCUGCUAUAUUUUCAGAGGAAAGUAAUGCAGCACCAGCCGAUGAUCUUAACAGACGAAUACAAGGUUUUGGGAAUACAAACUUUGAAAUGUCAUCAGAAGAAAAGAAAUCUUUUCUUAGUGAGGUAGUUGGUAUUGGAAGUGCAUCUAUCAAGCAGGGACUUAGUAGUUUCACCCAAAAUCACUCAUUUAAAAAUAAUGAAAAUGGAAACUACAAGAGUCCAAAUCUUCAUAGAUCGUUGACCAUUGAAAGUGAGCCGACAGAUCGAUAUGAACCUGCUCAAUAUCGCAAUGAGACUCAAAGUAGUUUUGGGUCUUCAAAGAAUGUGGCUAGUGGACCCUGGAAUGAGGAUAGGUUAACCAAGACUGAAGUAACCAAUGAGAUUCUAGCUCAAAUUACAGAGAAAGUACGCAUGAAAGCAAUUUGUGUUCUUGAGUCAAUUUUGAGGAGAAAGGAUGAUGAGCAUUUUUCAAUUGUAGAAUCAUAUUUUAUUGACAACAAAGAUCUUGUAGUCAGAUGCUCCGAGUCUCCUCAGGCUUCUUUGAGGGAAAAGGCUAACAAGGCGGUCGCUGCAGCUCAAAUGUAG